Delphinapterus leucas (beluga whale) is the source of this 954-nucleotide messenger RNA. RefSeq names its product ALG14 UDP-N-acetylglucosaminyltransferase subunit (gene ALG14). The record is from RefSeq and is a predicted model, not a curated record. Gene Ontology annotation, cellular component: UDP-N-acetylglucosamine transferase complex. Gene Ontology annotation, biological process: dolichol-linked oligosaccharide biosynthetic process. NCBI's taxonomy places the organism in Eukaryota, Metazoa, Chordata, Mammalia, Artiodactyla, Monodontidae. Gene Ontology annotation, molecular function: N-acetylglucosaminyldiphosphodolichol N-acetylglucosaminyltransferase activity.
GCUCACACUUCGAGUUUGGGUCUCCGCAGCGUCCGUAGUUUUGAACUUUCACCGCUCCUGCGGCCGGCGCCGCGGAAUAGUACGCAUGCGUCUUGUCUUCGAAUGGGUGGCACCCUUAUCCUCGCGGCAGCGGCAGGAGCCGUGGCCGUGCUGCUGGCAGUGCGGCUGUGGGUAGUGCUGCGUCCCCGCGCCACUGUGCCCCGGCGGUCUCUCAGCCUCUUGGUGGUGGCUGGGUCCGGUGGGCAUACCACUGAGAUCCUGAGGCUGCUUGAGAACUUGUCCGAUGCUUACUCUCCUAGACAUUAUAUCAUUGCUGACACUGAUGAAAUGAGUGCCCAUAAAAUAAAUUCUUUUGAAGGAAAUCGAGCUGAUAGAAACCCCCGUGCUAUGUUUACCGAAUACUAUAUUCACCGCAUUCCCAGAAGCCGGGAGGUCCAGCAGUCCUGGCUGUCCACGGUACUCACCACCUUAUACUCUAUGUGGCUCUCCUUCCCCCUGACUCACCGAGUGAAGCCAGAUUUGGUGUUAUGUAACGGACCAGGAACAUGUGUUCCUAUCUGUAUAUCUGCCCUUCUCCUUGGGAUACUAGGAAUAAAGAAAGUGAUCAUUGUCUACGUUGAAAGCAUCUGCCGAGUGGAACAUUUAUCCCUGUCCGGAAAGAUUCUGUUUCACCUCUCCGAUUACUUCAUUGUUCAGUGGCCGACUCUUAAGGAGAAAUAUCCCAAAUCUGUCUACCUCGGGCGAAUUGUUUGAUGAAUGACAACUUACUUCUUUAGAAUUUUGCAGUCAACAAUAUUUACUAUAAAUGGGGAACAAAAAACUACAUGUUUAUUGUAAAAGCUUUUGAGAAUCCUGAGAAUUAUUGGUGGUCAAGAGUAGAGAAAUGUAUAAGUAACCCAGUGAGGAAACUGAGGUUGCUUUUAUAAAACAAGCAUUAAUAAACCAUUAAGUGUU